This is a messenger RNA of Melopsittacus undulatus (budgerigar), 2600 nucleotides long. RefSeq names its product ATPase H+ transporting accessory protein 2 (gene ATP6AP2). Gene Ontology annotation, cellular component: external side of plasma membrane; membrane. Gene Ontology annotation, biological process: positive regulation of Wnt signaling pathway. Gene Ontology annotation, molecular function: signaling receptor activity. The transcript is spliced from 9 exons. NCBI's taxonomy places the organism in Eukaryota, Metazoa, Chordata, Aves, Psittaciformes, Psittaculidae. The record is from RefSeq and is a predicted model, not a curated record. Bases 115 to 1194 code for a protein of 359 amino acids.
UGCCUGUCAGCGCUCCCCAGGGGGUGGGGGCUCGGUGGUCUCGGUCUGACGGUGCGGCCCGGCGUCUUCCCAGCGGCGUCUCUUAGCGCGGCGGUGUCCGGGACUGCGGCGGACAUGGGGUGCCGUGGCGGGGUGCUCUGGUCCCUGGAGGUGGCGGUGCUGGUUACAUCGGCUUGUCUUGCCAGUGUAAGUGGAGAUGAAUUUAGUGUCUUACGAUCACCUCAGUCAGUUGUUUUUCGAGAUGGAAGUUGGCCCAUUCCUGGUGAGCGGAUCCCAGAUGUAGCUGCAUUGUCUAUGGGCUUUUCUGUUGAAGAGGACCUUUCCUGGCCUGGCCUUGCAGUGGGUGAUCUGUUUCACAGACCACGAGCUACUGUGCUGGUAACUGUGAAGGGAGUGGACAAGCUGGCACUGCCUGUGAAAGGGGUUUCUUACCCUAUUGAGAAUGCUGUUCCUUUCAGUCUUGACAGUGUUGCAAAUGCUAUUCAUACUUUGUUCUCUGAGGAGACUCCUGUGGUCUUGCAGCUGGCCCCCAGUGAGGAAAGGGUAUACAUGGUGGGUAAGGCAAACUCUGUAUUUGAAGAUCUGUCUGUCACACUGCGCCAACUGCGAAACCGCUUAUUCCAGGACAACUCUAUUCUCGGCUCCCUUCCUCUCAACUCCCUCAGCAGAAACAAUGAGGUUGACUUGCUUUUUCUGUCAGAACUACAAGUCCUACAUGAUAUUGCAAGCCUGCUGUCUCGACACAAGCACUUAGCCAAAGAUCACUCUCCAGACCUGUAUUCUCUGGAACUGUCUGGUUUGGAAGAGGUUGGAAAACGAUAUGGGGAAGACUCUCAGCAGUUCAAGGAUGCUUCUCAAAUUCUUGUAGACUCUUUGCAAAAGUUUGCAGAUGAGAUGUUUAAUCUGUAUAGUGGGAAUGCAGUAGUAGAAGUGGUAGCUGUAAAGGCGUUUAAUUCUCCCAACAUAAGGAAGACUCGCUCAAUUCUCCAAUCUUCACAGAGUGAAUCAGACAAUCCAUAUAACCUUGCCUACCCAUAUAACUACAACUACUCCGUAAUCUUCAACAUUAUUUUGUGGAUGAUGAUAGGUCUUGCUUUAGCUGUGAUAGUUAUCUCCUACAACCUCUGGAACAUGGAUCCUGGCUACGACAGCAUUAUUUAUAGGAUGACAAAUCAGAAGAUAAGAAUGGAUUGAACUGCACUCUGUUUCAGUGCAAGGAAAUGAUGAAGAGUAAGGUCUCCUUUCAGCUGUCUGGAAAACAAAUAUUCUGACAUGGUUAAUUGUGGAAUUUUUUAAAGGUGUAUUUAUUUUUAAGUAUUUUUUUCCCUCUUAAGCUUAUUUUAAAUGUCAGUAGUAGCAUCAGAUGGGGUUUAGAAAUUGAAAACUGCUUGUUAAAAAACCCCAACAAACCAACAACAAUCAAUCCCCAAGGUAAUUGUUAUUAAAGUAACAUCAUUCCUUUUUUUUAUGUGACAUGAGUUUUUGAAAUACCCUGUACUGCCUGUGACUGUGUGCAAACCAGAUGAAAUUAUGAUAGCAACAUGUUGUUUGAAACUUUUACACUGGAAGAUUAGAAACUAUAGCUAAAUUCUUGUGUUGUAUAUUAUGAACCAGUUGUAAAUGUUUGAUGUAAAUAUUUAUAAUGGCUAUAUGUAACUUCAGAGAGGAUAGUAAUUAUUCUUUAGUAAUAUGCUAAAUAUAGAAAUAUUUCUACAAGACUACAAUGCUAGUGGCACAAAUGGCAUUUUGAUUUCAUGUUGGUGGCUCAGAUGUGAGCUGUAGUCAGAAGGAUCCUUUACCUAGAACUUGAAUGAUUUGGAGGUAAAUAACACUAGUGUGGCUGGACUGUACAGUGGAGAGUCUAUAAAUACUGAAGUAGCACCAGUCUGAUCAUGGUCUCAUAUCAUGUACAGUUGAAAGUUCCUAUUAUGACGCUUUAUAUUCCUUCCAUUUGUGUUGAUGUUAUUAUAAAAAAAAAAAAUUCUUUUUGAUGGUAAGAGUGGACCAACACUUGAUUGAAAUACACCUGGCUUAUAGUCCUGCUUCAACCAGUCAAUAAAAUAAAGAACAGUUGUUCUUGAAUGCAUUUAUUCUUUGUGGCUUCAUAGGUGUAGCUACUUGUAUUUACUAUAUGCUGAAUAGAGUUUGUGCUGGCAGCCUCCUAUAUGUGACACUGGGCCCAAGUCUGUAACAGUUUUAAUUGUCUUUCAGAAGCAAAUGUUGAAGGAGCACCUUGUAUGGACUAAUUUCCCUAAACCAAAUAAUGAGCGUAGUUAAACCAAGUUAAUAUCUGUCCUGAAUCUUUUGUAGAACUACCUACUUUUUUAGAAACUCAUUUGCUCUUGUGGUAAAAGGAAUUCUUCUGGACUACAGCAGUGUGAAUGGAAACUGCUUUUUUCAUCUUGUCGUUCUUUAAUGUGCUUAACUUUCCUUACUGUUGGGAGAUAUUUGUUCCGCUACCGGAAAAGAUCUGUUCAUUGAAUUAAUUUGCCUUGUUUACUGGGAAUGUCAGGUUUGGAGAUACUGAAGUUGUUUGUAUUGUGGUGAUUCUGGCUACUGCUUCAUGAUUGGUUUGAUUAACAUGCUGCAGCUUUACCGAA